AAUAUAAUUUAAUUUGGAUUUUUCAUUUGAUUUCAUUUAUUUUUUUAAAUUUCUUGAUAUUUUAUUUUGCUCACCGGAAGUAUCGAUGUCUCGGUGAUCAGGCAGCAUCAGUCGAACCAGAAGCACCGAGCGGCUCCAAAACAAAUACAUUACGGAGCCUCGGUGCAGAACCGACGAUACCGGAGCGGCGAAGAGGCGCCUUGCCGGUAGCAGGUCGGUCUGCAGCUAACGGAGUGACGUCACCAGGUGAGCUUUAAGAGAUGCUGCAGCUCCCCCUGGUGGUCACGGCCCAGCUGGACCUGGUCCUGCUGCUGCUCUCUCUGCUAGCAGCCUGGACCAGACUGAACCACCUCAGCUACCCCAACAAUGUGGUGUUUGAUGAGGUGUAUUACGGUCAGUUCGUGUCUCUCUACAUGAAGAGAGUUUUCUUCGUGGACGACAGCGGGCCGCCGCUCGGUCACAUGAUCCUGGCGCUCGGAGGGUACCUGGGAGGAUUCGAUGGGAACUUUGUGUGGAACAGAAUUGGAGCAGAGUACCCGGGCGGGGUGAGCGUGUGGAGUCUGCGGCUGCUCCCGGCUCUGUGCGGCGCUCUCUGUGUGCCGCUGGUUUACCUGCUGACUCUGGAGCUCCGAUUCUCUCACCUGUCGGCGCUCGGAGCCGCCGUGCUGCUGCUGCUGGAGAACUCUCUGAUCGUUCAGUCUCGAUUCAUGCUGCUGGAGUCCAUCCUCAUCUUCUUCGUGUUGUUGGCGUUCUUCUCCUACCUGAGGUUCCACAACACACCCCACAGCUGGUUCCGGUACUUCUGGCUGUUUCUCUCUGGAGCCUCCUGUUCGGCUGCUGUCGGGGUGAAGUAUAUGGGCGUGUUCUCCUACCUGCUGCUGCUGGGCGUGGCCUCUCUGCACACCUGGAAGCUGAUUGGAGAUCGAACUGUCAGUCAUCUGAGUGUGUGUGUGCAGUGUGUGUGUCGUGUUGUGUGUCUGUUGGUGGUUCCUGUUCUUCUCUACGUGUUCUGGUUCUACGUCCACCUGACCCUCCUGCACCGCAGCGGACCACAUGACCAGCUGAUGAGCUCCGCCUUCCAGGCCAGUCUGGAGGGCGGGCUCUCCAGGAUCACUAAGGGUCAGCCUCUGGAAGUCGCUUACGGCAGUCAGGUGACUUUAAGAAGCUCUGCCUCCCAGCCAAUCCCCUGCUGGCUCCACUCGCACAAAGCCAACUACCCAAUCAGGUAUGAAAAUGGGCGGGGCAGCUCUCACCAGCAGCAGGUCACAUGUUACCCUUUCAAAGAUGUCAACAACUGGUGGAUCAUCAAAGACCCUGGCAGACAGGAGCUGGUGGUCAGCAGUCCCCCUCGACCUGUCCGUCACGGUGAUGUAAUCCAGCUGGUUCAUGGGAUGACCUCACGCUUCCUCAACAGUCAUGAUGUGGCAGCUCCCAUGAGCCCUCACUCUCAGGAGGUGUCGGGUUACAUCGACUUCAACGUCUCGAUGGCGGCUCAGAACCUGUGGAGGGUGGACAUCUCUAACAGGGAGGCGGACUCAGAGUCCUGGAAGACCAUCCUGUCUGAGGUCCGACUAGUCCACGUCAACACCACCGCCAUGCUCAAGCUGAGCGGUGUGUCUCUUCCGGACUGGGGUUUCCGUCAGCUGGAGGUCGUGGCAGAGAAGCUGUUUAAAGCUCACGGCAGCAGUCUGGGCUGGACGGUGGAGGAGCACCGAUACGGAACCAGUCAGGAGCAGAAGGAGCGGGAGGUAGAGCUUCACUCUCCAACUCACAUCGACGUGGACAGGAAGAUUUCCUUCUGGUCAAAGUUUUUGGAGCUUCAGUGGAAGAUGCUAACGGUGAAACAGGAGGACUCUGAGCACAAAUAUAGCUCCGCCCCCCUUGAGUGGAUCACCAUGGAAACCAACAUCGCAUACUGGCUGCACUCGUCCACCAACGCUCAGAUCCAUCUGAUUGGUAACCCUGUGUCGUGGGGCGUGGCUAACCUCAGCCUGCUGGCCUAUCAGCUGCUAGCUGCUGUCUACAUGCUGAGGAGGAGGCGGGGCUUCAAAGACCUCCCUGAUGCUGUGUGGUGUCAGUUUGUGUGUCUGGGGUGUGUGUGUGUUGGUGGUUGGUUGGUGAACUUCGUCCCGUUCCUCCUGAUGGAGAAGACUCUGUUCCUCUAUCACUACCUGCCCGCCCUCUGCUACCUGCACCUGCUGAGCCCCGCCCUGCUGGAGCACACACACACUCACCUGCUCAGCAGGGGAACACACCGGCGUGCUCUGGAUGUGUGCGUGGCAGUUGUCCUGCUCUUCAUCUUCUUGUCCUAUCGAACCCUUUGUCCUCUGACCUACGGACGCCCCGAGCUCUCGGCCAAUCAGCUGCAAGAACUCAAGUGGAGAGACUCCUGGGACAUUCUGUACCGCCGCCGCUAGAGAGCCAGACAGGCAUACAGACAGACAGACAGGGAGACAGACAGGCAGGGUUCUCUGAGGGACGGGAUGCUCCUGGUCCUGGUUCUUGUCCUGGUCCUGGUCCUGGUCCUCUGAAGUCUCUGGACUGACUCAUUCAUCCAGGUGUGACAGUGAUGUCAUACUGGAGGCGGAACAGAUUAAAACAGCACAUUGUUUCCCAGAAUGCAUUACACGGAGAACAGGCAGGAGGUGUGACAUCAUCACACGCAUCACUUCCUGCAGCCUCAGUAACAAGAUGAAGUCUAAAUGUGUAAAAUCUGAGUCACAAACUGGAAAUAAACACAUUUAAAAUAAAAAGGGUUUGUUGAAUCUGGAUCCAGCACACUCUGGGUCCUGGUCCUGUCCUGGUCUUGGUUUCUGAUUAUUUUUAUUAUUUACAUAUUUGUUUAUUUAAGACAGGUGAAAUAAAAUAAACAAAUUGUUACAGAGAGAAAAUGAAA
This is a messenger RNA of Centropristis striata (black sea bass), 2896 nucleotides long. RefSeq names its product protein-O-mannosyltransferase 1 (gene pomt1). Gene Ontology annotation, cellular component: endoplasmic reticulum; membrane. The coding region runs from base 261 to 2417 and encodes 718 amino acids. The record is from RefSeq and is a predicted model, not a curated record. Gene Ontology annotation, biological process: protein O-linked glycosylation via mannose. Gene Ontology annotation, molecular function: dolichyl-phosphate-mannose-protein mannosyltransferase activity. NCBI's taxonomy places the organism in Eukaryota, Metazoa, Chordata, Actinopteri, Perciformes, Serranidae. The transcript has 20 exons.